CCCUCCCGCAGAGGGAAUCAUUCAUUAGAGUCAGGACUUUGCGGAAUGGAGCUAUUGAUGUCAGAGCCGGUGAACGACUCCGAGGCCCCUCACCUCUGCAUCACAAUCGCCCUGGAUUAAGGGCAUUUUCUGUUUGUGCGAGGAUCAAUAUCUCCCCCGUCUUCUGCAGGCAGAUGAAGCUUGUUAGCCCGUGACCGAUUCCUCGAUGGUUUUCUGCUUGAAGGAUGACAACACCCAGAGGAGGAUAAAUCUCCAAAAAAAACUUCACUGUUAACCGUCUCAGCGAAGUUUGUGGCACUGGCGAUCUUUCUAAAAACAACUUUUAACCAAAUCUGUGAAACUUAAAUGGUGUGAGCGGGAAGCAUAACGCUUUCUACUCUGGGAUUUUUUUUCACUCAAGAAGGAUUUGCAAUUGCCCAUUUAUAGCCCGAUUUUUUUAAAAAAAGUGCUCAUUCUGAACUAAUACUUUAAAUGUUUGGGAUUCAGGACCAUAUACCGAGAGGGGCUGAUAUCAAGGACAAAUCGACUGGGAGUGGAAUGGACGCUGUUCGAUCUUGGGUCCGGACCGUGGGGGUGGUGGCCGCCAAUGUCGCGGCACAGAGCGGCGUGGCUCUGGCCAGAGCGCACUUCGAAAAACAGCCUCCGUCCAACUUACGGAAGUCCAAUUUUUUCCACUUCGUUCUGGCACUUUAUGACAGACAGGGGCAGCCAGUCGAGAUUGAGCGGACCACUUUCACAGACUUCGUGGAGAAAGACUUGGAACCGGGAAACGAUAAAACUAACAACGGGACACAUUACAAGCUGCAGCUACUCUACAGCAAUGGUAUGCGGACUGAACAAGACCUGUACGUACGACUCAUCGAUUCAGUGACCAAGCAGCCAAUUGUCUACGAGGGUCAAAACAAAAACCCAGAAAUGUGCCGGGUACUUCUCACACAUGAAGUGAUGUGCAGUCGCUGCUGUGAAAAAAAGAGCUGUGGCAACAGAAACGAAACUCCAUCAGAUCCCGUCAUCAUUGACAGAUUCUUCCUAAAGUUCUUCCUCAAGUGCAAUCAGAAUUGUUUGAAAACAGCUGGGAACCCACGAGACAUGCGUCGAUUCCAGGUUGUUUUAUCAACAACAAUUAAUGUUGAUGGUCAUGUGCUGGCUGUUUCCGAUAACAUGUUUGUGCACAACAACUCCAAGCAUGGACGCAGAGCCCGUCGCCUUGACCCCACAGAAGCUACACCAUGCAUCAAAGCCAUCAGCCCAAGUGAAGGUUGGACAACUGGGGGUGCCAUGGUCAUCAUUAUUGGGGAUAAUUUUUUCGAUGGAUUGCAAGUUCUGUUUGGCACCAUGCUUGUUUGGAGUGAGCUCAUUACUCCCCAUGCCAUUAGAGUACAGACUCCUCCUCGACACAUUCCAGGAGUGGUGGAGGUCACACUUUCGUACAAGUCAAAACAAUUCUGCAAAGGUGCACCUGGAAGAUUCAUUUAUACAGCACUGAAUGAGCCCACAAUAGACUAUGGCUUCCAGAGACUGCAGAAGGUCAUUCCUCGGCACCCAGGUGAUCCAGAAAGACUAGCAAAGGAGAUGUUACUGAAAAGAGCAGCAGAUCUUGUUGAGGCAUUAUAUGGAGGACCACCAAAUAAUCAGGAAAUAAUUCUGAAGCGAGCAGCCGAUAUUGCAGAAGCUCUCUACAGUGUGCCUAGGACUCCCAGCCAGCUUCCAACACUUUCUAAUACUCCCAGCCACAGCAGCAUGAUGAGAAUGAACUCCUAUGGUAGUCAACUGGGAGUGAGCAUCUCAGAGUCCACACAGGGCAACAGCCAAGGAUAUAUCCACAACAGCAGCAGCAUCUCUCCACGUGGAUAUGCACCCACCCACUCACCGCAACAGUCAAACUACAACACAGUGGGUGGCAAUAUCAAUGGAUAUAGCAAUGUGCCAAUGUCAAACCUUGGAGUACCCAGUUCUCCUGGAUUCCUAAACAGCUCUCCUGUCAGCUCACCCUAUGGCAUUAUGCCUUCCAGUCCGACUGUGGCCUCUGCUGUCCCUCUGUCCUCCAGCACAUCUGCCAUUCUUCCCUUCUCAUCUUCUGUCUUCCCCGCAGUGAAACAGAAGAGCGCCUUUGCACCGGUGAUCCGACCCCAAGACUCCCCCUCCCCGGCCUGCUCCAAUGGGAAUGGAAAUGGAUUCCGAGCCAUGACUGGGCUCGUAGUUCCUCCGAUGUGAGCCUAUCUUCUUCAGUCACUAUAUCGCAUUCCAGGGAGCAAAGUUCAUCCACUACAAAAAUACUAUCACCAGAAUCCACAGCUGUCAAAAAUAUUAGCAGGUGUUCCCUUAGAAGCCAGAAACAAAGCUGACUUUCUUCAUUGAAUGGACUGAGUGAAUUCCCCAUGGUGUUGUGGAAAACUCAGUUUCAUCGGCAUUCAAGGAAUCGCCUCAAAAGUAUGGAAGUGAUGGACAAGGUGGUGGGUGGUGAGGGAGAAGAGAAAGAGAUCUUUAAAAAAUGCUAUUUUCUAUUUUGGAUAACAGUUUAACGUGGCAGUUCUUUUCUGUUAAAAAGUACAUCUUUGGAUACAAGAACUGGCUGAUUAUCUAGAUACUUAAAUAAAUCAGACAGAAGAUCUUUUUCUAAAAUUUGACUGAAUAAAAUGUUAAUAAAUCGCUGAGUGUGUGUGGUAAGAUGAGAAGUUAAUGGUUUAAGAAAUAUUACAGUAAUUUGAAGAGACGGUAUUCUUUAUUGUUAGCUAAUCUAGGCUGCAAUUCAGAAAUUUUAAACUUCCCAUGUAUUGAAUAGUUAUAAGCAGCUCUGAGAAUGAUAAUGGAACUAUGCAAAUCACAGGCUUAGUCCCUUUUAUGGAACGGCCAAGGUCAGGAUUAUACAACUGAUUCUACAAUUGGCUGAAGCAUUGCUGGGUUAGGGAGAGGAAAUGAGUCGACCAGUGCUCCAACUCCCGAUACAAAGUUUCAGGCCAGAAAGUCCUUGCAUAUGUGUGUUUGUCACCCUGUGGUGCACAGCAUGUCUGCGGUACAUGAGUGUUGUGGAGCAAUGUCUUUCAUAUUGUUUAGAAGUGUGCAUGUGUGAGAUCCAUAUGUAUGUUCUGUGUACAUGUGAUGCACAUGUUGAGUGUGUAAUAUUUUAUGUCAUCAAGGUUAAAUUGCUCUCAUCCCAGCAGGCCAUAAGGCUUAUAAGAGUAAAAUAACUGAUGGGUAGGUUUAACCUGAGGGUCACCAUUCCUCAGGUGAGGUUGAGAAGGCAGGACCUUCAUGGGAACCUCAGCCAGGAACUGAUCCCGGACAGUUGGUGUCACUCUGCAUCACAAACCUACCAACCAGUCAACUGAGUGAACUAACUCCUAUGUAAAAGUGCUGUAUGCUAUUGUGUAUGAUUUGUGUGUUUUGUGUGCGUGAUACAUGUGUGAAGAGUUUAGGUAAAGACAAGCUAAGCCUUAGCUGUCAUGUCUUUAUUGAGCAGAUUAUUGACAUUCACUGUCUAUGUUUACACAUUAAUAGCUAUUUUAAUGAGGUAUUGGAGUUUUCUGUAUCACAAUGACAUUCUUUCGGAGAUUCACAUCUGAAAUAGAAGCAGCAAAAUGAGCUGUGCACAUUCUUUUCACCAAAACAUCUGAUUUAUUUAAUACUUCCUUUUUCUCCAACAUAUUUAUCCCUUUGUUGUUGUGUUCCUCUGGAAACAGUUCCACAAUUCUAAAUGUGUUACAGAGAGACUCUUAAUCUAUUUGUUACACAUAAGAUGAUGGCACAAUGAAGUAAUGCUUACAACAUUUUUCAAAUGAUUUCAGGUUCAGUGGUCUGAACAAUGAGCUUGUUGGCCAGCAUAAAUACAAAUUAAGUGCUGCAACAGGUAUGAAUCGACAUUUUCAAACUCAGUACAACUCAAAUGAAUAGUCACAGAUGGUGAAAUACAUGAAGCUGAAGUUUAAUAAUAAGUUGGAUUUGAGCUGAGUGUCAGAGUGAUGUUGGAGAGCGCCAACAACAACGGGUAAACAGCUGUAAGCAUUUGCUGUUUUCAUGGUUCAAGAUCAAAAAGCAUGAGAUGUUUACAAUACUCACCUUAAACAAAUGCACAUUUCCAUUUUGAAGUAGGAACAUUGAAAUUAGGGACAGCAAACAAUCAAAUUCUAAGAUUCAGGCAUCCUUUUUGCCGAAAAGCAAAUUAAGGUCCAAUUAAGGAAUGGCGAAUAAGACCCCAUUAACUAAAACGGUUUAAACAACAAUUAUUUGGUCUCAGAUAAAAGUUACAGAGGUCAUAUUGUUCUGUGGCAAGGACAGCAUUGCAAGUUUAAAUUAGGCCAGAAAAAUCUUGUCCAUUUCUAAUUAGUUCCUUCUGUGCUCAUUUGCACUUUUCUUAUGGAACGCAGGAAAGAUGAAAGGACGAGACAAUUUGACCAGUGAGCAUCCUUCCAGACUAUUCUUACACAGCUGAUUGGUUGUUUCACAAGGAGAUGUCUGAGAGCAGUGCAAGCUGACAAUGUCAGAAAAUUGACUCAACUUGCUUCCCUCUAUGAAACACGGUCCUGAAUUAUCUCGAUGAAGCAACCUAUACUAGAAAUAUUCAAUUGAAGUGCAAAUAUCAGGGAAGGUCAAAGCCUUGGAAUUAGGCUGUAGAAUAAUUAUUUGCUGAAAAUUCUUUCUGCUGUUUCAUGGAGGUAGUAAUUCUUCAGUCCAAUUUCUGGUGAUUUGAAACUGUAGAAUGAAAGGGAACUGUCUCUCAAAUCAGAGGUCCACCAUUCUCCAUAAAAUAGGCUGCCCAGCCUCAACCUGCUGCAGAGGUUAACCAAAAUGAGUACUGUCACUUUAAACUGAGAGACUGAGCCUGUAACAUAUUGUAUAAAGGUUAGUUGAUAUGAAAAUAAGAGAAAAAUUUUCUUGCACUUCAACCCUGAUUUUAUAAUUUAAAUCCAUGGAGAAGUUUGAUUUUUGGACUGAUACAUUCAAUCAUCUGUUUGGUUUAAUCUCCUCCACAGAGUGGAGAGGGAAAAAAAUAUGCCAAGGCUGGAAAUCCAAAAUGAUCAGAACAUUGCUGAAAAUGCACAGCAGCUCAGUCAGCUCUUGAAAGAAAGAAGGAAGAUUUGUGAACUGCGUGGGAUGCCCUGCUGCACAUGGAUAUAUGAAGGUUACAUCUUGAAAUAUUAGCAUAUCCUCUGUUUUUACAGGCUAUUAUGGUCAGUAAUCCUCUCAAUUCCACAUCCUCCCCCAACCCAUUCCCUGUUUAAGAUCAUUUCAUGCUCUGAAUCAAUUCGACACAUUCUUCCUCCUUGCAAUGUUAAAAUAAAGACGAAUGACAAUAUCUUUUCUUACUCGUGUCUUUACAGGACCUCAAAUCAAAUGUAACUCCUCACUUCUGUUAGUGUUCCUUUCCUUUUACUACUGGCCAAAUUUAAAACCAGAGGCUUGGUAUAUCCUGCUCACUGAUUCUUUGAUGGUAGCCCCAAUUACAGUUCUUGGUUUCUUUAAAAAGUAUUCACGAAACUGGCUGUGCAUUUCCAGCAUUUAUGUUUUCUUUAAAUUUUGCAUCUAUUCCUGGGCAACACAUCUUCAAUACUAACAACUUUGAUGUGUUUUGUAUGUGGAUUAUAAUUACUGACUUACACUUGUGUUUUUUUUGCUGGGGGUAUGGGAAAUCUGUAGCUAAAUAUUUAUAUAUCUAUUGUGUUGAAAUUUUGUAAUACAGUAUGAUGCAAAGGUGAAGUUUAUUCCUUGAGAGUUUGUUUUGUAAUAAUUUUGUUGCACCUUUUGGCCUUUUUAUUUGCAUGUAUGAUCCAUGUAAUUUUGGAAUAUAAAACCCUUGUAUCCUUUGAUAUUUUGUAAGGUGAUUCAAUAUAUUUUUGUCUGCUAGCUCAUCUUCCAAUUUAGAAAUGCAGGAAUCUGCUUUGCUCACUAAAUUACACUUUAAGGCCUUAGGCUAAUUCUUGGGCCAUUAUGAGUUCGGUGAUCUCAGACAUGAGGGCAGGAAUCAGUAAGAACUCCUAUUCAGGGUUGCAACCAACAACUCUAAAUGAUCAUUGAACAUGUUUUGGCUAUUGUGCACAAUCAUUAUGAAUGCCCUUGAUGAGCAAGUGGUCUCCUUACACUCAUUAUCUUACACCUCAGUAUGGUUUACUUGGGUGAGGUAUUGGAGAGGAGCCAGUGCCUAUAAACACUGCAAGAAGAAAUCAGUGACUCCAAAAAAGAAAGUAAGGGGGGAAGAACUUUAACAACAGCAUAACAAAAAACUUAAUUUUGAAUUUCUUCAAAGAAAAAACUUCCAAUUUUGAUUUUUUUGUUAUUAUGAUGCCUAUCUUGUUGCCCAAGUA
Stegostoma tigrinum is the source of this 6299-nucleotide messenger RNA. Its product is annotated as transcription factor COE2. NCBI's taxonomy places the organism in Eukaryota, Metazoa, Chordata, Chondrichthyes, Orectolobiformes, Stegostomatidae. Gene Ontology annotation, biological process: regulation of transcription by RNA polymerase II. The transcript has 16 exons. Gene Ontology annotation, molecular function: RNA polymerase II cis-regulatory region sequence-specific DNA binding; DNA-binding transcription factor activity, RNA polymerase II-specific. The record is from RefSeq and is a predicted model, not a curated record. Bases 472 to 2214 code for a protein of 580 amino acids.